Messenger RNA from Paralichthys olivaceus (Japanese flounder), 1843 nucleotides. RefSeq names its product COMM domain containing 4 (gene commd4). The record is from RefSeq and is a predicted model, not a curated record. NCBI's taxonomy places the organism in Eukaryota, Metazoa, Chordata, Actinopteri, Pleuronectiformes, Paralichthyidae.
CGUUAAACGUCCCCCACCAGUAAACAACGAAAAAGAAGGGAGGAGACGCCCCGCCCCCCUCGCGCUUACUUGCGGCUGCUCAGCUGACUGGUCGUCAUGCGGUUCCGCUUCUGUGGAGAUCUGGACUGUCCAGACUGGGUGCUGGCCGAAAUUAGCACGUUAGCGAAAAUCUCUAGCGUCAAGAUGAAACUCCUGUGUGCUCAAGUGCUGAAGGAUUUACUUGGGGAGGGAAUUGAUUUUGACAAGGUUGCAAAGCUCACUGCAGAUGCAAAGUUUGAGAGCGGAGACAUCAAAGCCAGUGUGGCGGUGCUCAGCUUCAUUUUCUCCAGUGCAGCAAAGCAUGAUGUUGACAGUGAAUCACUGUCCAGUGAGCUGCAGCAGCUCGGCCUUCCCAAAGAACACACAACUGGACUCUGCAAAUCAUACGAAGAUAAGCACUCUGCGCUGCAAGACAAACUACGAGAGACGAGCCUGAGAUUGGGGCGCCUUGAGGCGGUUUCUUGGCGGGUUGAUUACACUCUGAGCUCCAGUGAGCUGAGGGAGGUGAAUGAACCCGUGAUUCAUCUGAAACUCCAGGCACAGGGAGCGGAGUCAGGCUGCACAGACACAACCGUUGUUUCGGUUUCUGCUGACAAGUUCAGAGUGUUGCUUGCAGAGCUCAAACAAGCCCAGGCUAUGAUGAAUGAACUACAAUGAAGUCUAACCUCAAUAUCUGAAGAGCUGGACAUAAUUGGUGCUGAUAGAAUGCCAGAAGUGCCACACGUAGAUCUUGUACAGCAUAUUUGUUUUUGUAUGAAUGUAGUUAUAUAUAAGGUUAAAGCUAAGGUUGGUAAUGCAGGAAAAGCUAGCAAGACUUCACUUUGAAAAAAUGCAACCGAUACAUCCCACUCUAUCCCAUCAGCCCUAUCAUCAAAGCUAGACCCCCAAAACAGAUGAACAGUGCCUGACAACUACUAGAAGUCGACUUGUGCGUGGCUCGCUUGCUAACUUCUGGGUUUAGUCUCUGCUUCGGGGGUGCAUGUCUCCCCGGGCUGAAGACUCUGGUCAUGUGCAGCGAGAGCACGGGCAGGGUGCUUGCAGAUAGGCAGGUCAGUUAAGCCAUCUUCAGACUUGAACUCUGGAGAAUGUCUGGAGAACUGGCCGAGUUUGCCGAACAGUGAAGCAGGAGAUUCUCUGCACAGACACGUUCACAACAACAUAGUAAUCUGCGGAGCAUUCAGACGAGGGAUGUGGCAGCAGUAUUGAUUCUCCUAUGGAGAUCAUGUGUUUUUGUUUACAUUGACACUAACGUUGGCACAUCAACAUCAUCGUUGGUGUCUUCCAGGUGUAUGGCACAACUUUGUUUUUAGUUUCAUUUUUGUGUUGCUCGUCGCUGUAAAUCCUGUAGACCUCCUACUGUAUUCACUCAGGCUCAUUUGGACAUCACCCAGUUUUUUCUGCUAGGGGGCUGGCCGGAGAAGUCUUGAGCCUCACUUGGACAUUUGCAUUCUUACUUACAGCGCUUCUGGAGAAAGUGAGGAGAUUCUCCAGAGUUCAGUGCAUGUCUGACAGUAUGGCUAUCGGUACUGGCUAUGGCUAUAUUUUAUGGCUAUAGGGAUGUGAAGAGGAUUAAGAUAAAAAAGUGUUUCAGAAACAAAAUACCAACCCUACCUUUUAAGUCAGAGGCCCAUUCCUCAUUUAGACGGAUUGAUAUUUUGAUGUAUUUUAUUACUACGUGAAUAACUGCUGAGAAUGUUUCUGAACAAAACGGACCAUUUAUAAAAUAUUGCUAAAUAAUUGUUAUUUGAAUCAUGUUGAUGAUUUGUAUGUUACCUUGAUUUGAUCAGAAAUAAAAUGUAAAACA